ACUGAAGAAUUUGUUCAGUCUUCAAAACACAAUUUGACUUGUCAAAUAGUCUGCCUGUUCAUUUCCUGCAAGUGCUCAAACAUCUUCUCCUCAACUACAAGAACAAAAAAAAUGGCCCCUUCCACCAGAAAAAGAAAAUCUGCAAAAUUAGAUUCAUCAACCGAAACCAAACCCAGAGCACCAAAACUGGAACCCUCAGAAACCAAAAACAUGAAACCCAAACUUGAGCCCUCUGAAACCAAACCCAUAACACCAAAAUUGGAAGAGCCCUCAGAAACCAAACCCACAAAAAUGAGACCCACAGGAACCAAACCCAUAACCCCAAAAAUUGAGAUGGACCAGAUCAUCAGUAACCAAACUGAUGUUGCAAUGACACUCACAAAACACAUUCUCGGAGACAAUAACCCCUGUAACGUUGUUUUGUCUCCGCUUUCUCUGCAGCUUGUACUUGGUUUGGUUGCAGCUGGGUCUGAAAGCGAAUCCUUAAAGCAGCUUUUGUCCUUCCUUAAAGCUGAGAGUACGGAAGAACUAAACUCACUCGCUUCUCAUCUUGCUAAUCAUGUUUUUACAGGUGGGUCCCCUCCUGGCGAGCUCACCUUGUCACUGGCUAAUGGGGUUUGGAUUGACAAGUCUCUGUCGUUUCAGCCUUUUUUCAGUAAAGUGGUGGAUGAUGUGUACAAGGCUGGCUCUGAUGUUGUUGAUUUUAAAAACAAGGCUAGUGAGGCAGCGGAAAAAGUGAACUUAUGGAUCGAAAAGAAAACCUAUGGCCUUAUUAAAGACACUAUUUCUCCUGAUCUAUUUGACGAUGAAACCAGGAUUGUUUUUGCCAAUGCCAUUUAUUUCAAAGGGUUUUGGGCUAAUAAAUUCGAUAUGUUGAGUACAAGAAAUGAUGACUUCUACCUCCUCGAUGAUAGCUCUGUUCAUGUUCCCUUCAUGACCAGCACUACAAAAUAUUACUGUAUAAGUGCCUUUGACGGGUUUAAGGUGUUGGAACUUCCAUAUAAACGUGAAACUGACAUGCGGGACAUUUCCAUGUACUUCUUUCUCCCGGAUGCAAAAGACGGAUUGUCAACAUUGGUGGAUAAACUUGCCUCAGAAUCCGGAUUCCUUGAACGCCAUAUUCCAAGUGAAAUGGAAAGAGUUGGCCAGCUUCGUAUUCCCAAAUUUAAAAUAUCAUUUGAAUUCGAAGCAUCAAAAGCAUUAAAGGAACUUGGAGUGUGUGCACCCUUCAUUCGAGGAAGACGUGAUUUUGAUAGGAUGGUGAAUUCUGUGUACGAUGAGCUGCUUUACGUUUCAGGUGUAUUUCAGGAAUCAUACAUUGAGGUUAAUGAAUCAGGCACAGAAGCUUGUGCUUAUUCACGAAUUCCCAUGUGUGGAGGUGGUCCUCUUCCUGUGACGAAGAUUGACUUCAUUGCUGACCAUCCAUUUCUGUUUCUUAUCCGAGAAAACAAGACCGGAGUUGUGCUAUUUAUCGGACAAGUCCUUAAUCCUGAAGCUAGCUGGCCUCGUUUCUCUAUAGAUUAUAAUACUAUUUUUGGGAAUCGUUAAUCCUGAAGCUAGCUGGCCUGAUUUCUUGAUAGAUUUUUGUGCUGUUCAUGUGACAAGUCAUCCUGAAACUAGCUGGCCUGAUUUCUAUGUUGAUUUUUAAAUAUUUAUUGGCCAAGGUUUGACAAAACACUUUCCUCCAUUAUGUUGGGAACGAAAGUGAACGUACAUUUACCUAGUAUUAUCAAAGCUUUAUUCUAUAA
Daucus carota subsp. sativus is the source of this 1748-nucleotide messenger RNA. RefSeq names its product serpin-ZX. Gene Ontology annotation, molecular function: serine-type endopeptidase inhibitor activity. The record is from RefSeq and is a predicted model, not a curated record. Lineage: Eukaryota; Viridiplantae; Streptophyta; Magnoliopsida; Apiales; Apiaceae. The transcript has 2 exons. Bases 112 to 1548 code for a protein of 478 amino acids.